Molecule: messenger RNA, 2150 nt
Organism: Vitis riparia (riverbank grape)
Lineage: Eukaryota; Viridiplantae; Streptophyta; Magnoliopsida; Vitales; Vitaceae
Product: phospholipase ABHD3-like
Exons: 14
Coding region: 137-1843 (568 amino acids)
Molecular function (GO): monoacylglycerol lipase activity; short-chain carboxylesterase activity
Source: RefSeq, a predicted model, not a curated record
AGCCUGUUUCUCGGCUAGCUGCCACCUUACAAACGUUUGGCUCUCCCAAUCUGGCAGAAGACUCAUCUCCAUCGGUCACCACAUAUACAAACACCGAGACACUCUACAGUUCUGGGAUCCUAGGGUUUCCUCACUCAUGGACUGCUCCGAUUCGCCCUACGAUCUUCUCUUCAAAUCGCUCUCCCUCAUCCCAAUCUCUCACUACUUGCUUGGAUUUCUGCUCCUUUCUCUCGUUUUCCUCUACAAUUUCCUCGAAAUCCAUCUCUUUCGUGACCUGAUUGCCACUGGAUUCAGAGGCCAUCCGGUAUCGUUGACCUUCGCCUCGGGCUCCGAACUCUACGAGGCCGUUGCUUCCAAGUGUCAGAUUCUUCACGGAAGGUAUUUGGCUACUUCAUGGCUUUCCAGUCCUCAUCUUCAAACUGCAUUUUUGAGCUUCUUUGGGAGGCCUCCUGUUUUCAGCUAUAGAAGACAGCUAUUCCAUACAUCUGAUGGUGGAACAAUUGCUUUGGACUGGCUGGUGAAUUCUGAUGUUAUGGGAGUAGCCAUCAACAUGAAUGAUACUAUUCGGAAAGAUGAUAAAACUCCUAUUGUUGUUGUGAUUCCUGGCCUAACAAGUGAUUCGGCUUCUGCUUAUAUAAAGCAUCUUGCAUUCAAGAUGGCAAAAAGCGGCUGGAAUGUUGUGGUGAGCAAUCAUCGAGGGCUGGGUGGCAUAUCAGUUACUUCCGAUUGCAUGUACAAUGCUGGAUGGACAGAGGAUAUAAGGAAAAUUGUUGAUCAUCUUCAUUGUCAGUAUCCAGAGGCUCCUCUAUUUGCUGUUGGAACUAGCAUUGGUGCCAAUGUUCUGGUAAAAUAUCUUGGAGAGGAUGGGGUUAAUAUUCCUCUUGUUGGUGCUGCUGCCAUCUGUUCUACAUGGGAUCUUUUGAUAUGUGACAGAUUCAUUAACCGCAAGCUUGUACAGAAAUUCUAUGACAAAGCUCUAACAAUUGGCCUACAAGGUUAUGCCCAAUUGCAUCAGCCCAUCUUAUCUCGUCUUGCUGAUUGGGAAGGCAUUAAAAAGUCACGUUCUGUUCGAGACUUCGACAACUAUGCAACCCGUCUAGUUGGAAAAUAUGAGACUGUGGAUACAUAUUACAGGCGUUGUAGUAGUGCUAGUUUUGUGGGAAAUGUAUCAGUACCACUCCUCUGUAUCAGCACUUUGGAUGAUCCAGUCUGUACAAGAGAAGCCAUUCCUUGGGAUGAGUGCAAGGCAAAUAAAAAUAUUAUCCUAGCAACCACAAAGCACGGAGGACAUCUAGGAUUUUUUGAAGGGCUCACUGCAAAAAGCUUGUGGUGGGUAAAGGCUGUCGAUGAGUUCUUAAAUGUCCUACACUCAACCGAAUUUAUUCACAGAAAAAAAGAGGCUCAGGUCUCUCCAUUGCCCGUUCCGCUAGAAUCCUCAAUCGAUCAGGGUCCAUAUGUCAAUGUUACCAAAGAUGGCAUGGUGACUGCAAUAGGCAACAAGCAAACCAACAUGGAAGAGGAAGAAGAAUUAUGCCAUGAGCACACGCUUCACACUGAGAAAGAUGAAGACAAGGUUUCAGUUGCAGAAACCAGUGGUAACAAAAGCAAAGAAAGAACACAUUCGAAGACUGAACUCAGCCAGCCAUCCGAACAUGACCGUAGCCGUGUAACUGCUCCCAUAAAGAGACGCAUGGAUCAGCUGUCCCGAUACAGUAGGAAAUCAAUCUGGCUGCUGGUGUACAUUGCCAUUGUUACUACUUGGCCGCUGGUUGGCUCGGCCCUUCUGCUGACCUUGAAGAGGAAAUUCAAAAAUGUCUUACCGGCAGCUCUGCUCGGUAGAUAGAACCUCCUACAGGUAACUUCAUUCUACCUCAUGAACAACUUCUAUUCCUUGGAAUAAAUAAAUCAUUAAAAAAAAUCAAAAUAAUAGCAUCCAUAAUCAGGAAAUUUAGGCCCAUCGAACGUUCAGCUCUGAAUUUGGAUGUUAAAAUCUGUGUUGGGAUCGGAAUAAUUGGCUGUAAAAUGGGUGGGAUAAUAAUAAAUCCAGAUGUAUAACAUUUCACCGGAACUUGAUGUAAUUGUAAUACUUGGACUCUGUAAGCUAUUUGUUUUACAGAUUACAUUUUCACCAGGUCUAGAUAUUGUUGCAA